Molecule: messenger RNA, 852 nt
Organism: Oikopleura dioica
Lineage: Eukaryota; Metazoa; Chordata; Appendicularia; Copelata; Oikopleuridae
Source: the annotation of a GenBank genome assembly
AUGCGGCUCAGAGAAAUUUCAGUCUUAUUGCUAGCAGCCAAGGUCGAUGGAUUUGCCUACUACGAUACUUAUGAAGACUACUCGGAAUUAAUCGGCAGUGUUGGAGAAAACGAAACUUAUAUAAAAACAGUUGACCUGAGCGAAGGGCUUGAUCGAAGCUUUGCCGCCCGUGCCGAUCUUUAUGAUCUUCCUGAGGCGGUCAAAAGUGGCGAAAUCACCCUCGACGAUCUUCUAGCGGAGACUGGUUUUGAUUUGAAAUUAUCCGAAGAGGAUAGAUUUCAGAAAUUGCGCCAAUUUCGGCGACUGUACACAUUUUAUUUGGUCGGAUAUCGACUUAGACCCGCUCAUUUGGUUCAAUAUGGUUGUUGGUGUUUUCCAAGAGGCCAGCUUAUAAUGGGCUACGGUCAGCCAAUCGACAAUAUUGAUGCUACAUGUAGGAAUCAUCAGCUUUGUCUCAACUGCGUUGGGUUGGAUACAAACUAUGAGUGCAAUCCGCAUACUCAGCCGUACCGAGUUUACGGUCAAAUCUACCAGAAUGGGCGCCGACUGAUGUGCAAAGACCCACCUGGCUCAUGUGCGUGGCUUGCUUGUCAGUGCGAUGUUAAUAUGGUAACAACGAGUAUUAUCGAGUCGCUGAAGGGUUACAAGCCUCGCUAUUGGAUGUACGAUCCGCGCCGAUGCACCGGAUACGACCAGCAGCACGAGAUGCCACCCGAUCAAUGUUGUGGAAAAUACCCGGAAAGGUUCCCUUAUCAUUCUACGGAAAGGUCCUGUUGCGCCGGGAAAACCUACAACCCUGACUACAAAGAAUGCUGCGCGAGCGAAGAUGUCCGAAAUCUGGGAGAAUGUUAG